Molecule: messenger RNA, 2011 nt
Organism: Erpetoichthys calabaricus (reedfish)
Lineage: Eukaryota; Metazoa; Chordata; Cladistia; Polypteriformes; Polypteridae
Gene: fgf19
Product: fibroblast growth factor 19
Exons: 3
Coding region: 87-764 (225 amino acids)
Biological process (GO): positive regulation of protein phosphorylation; regulation of cell migration; animal organ morphogenesis
Cellular component (GO): extracellular region; cytoplasm
Molecular function (GO): growth factor activity; fibroblast growth factor receptor binding
Source: RefSeq, a predicted model, not a curated record
UUCAGUCCGCCUCGGGGUCUGCUCACUGAAGCGCACAGAGUGUGGCUACCUCUGGAGAGCGCUUCUGCUUAGCUGGCAUUUUAUAGAUGAAGGAUCGUGCGGAGUCGCAGAAUAUGUGGCUCGCCUUCUGCUUGUUCACACUUUGGUUUUCCGUGGCCGGACACUGUCUACCUUUACGGGACUCCGGUCCGUUGAUUAGCAACGGGUGGGACAAACCUGUCCGGUUUAGACACCUAUACGCAGCGAACAGACAGGGGCUCGCCAGUUACCAUUUGCAGAUAAAUGAAGAUGGAAGGGUGGAAGGCGCUCCGCAUCAAACUUCCUUCAGUCUCUUGGAAAUCAGACCUGUUUCCACUGGAUGUGUAGCAUUCAGAGGAGUUAAAAGUUCACAUUAUCUCUGUAUGAAUAAGGAUGGGAAACUGCGAGGACUGCAAACCUAUAAGGAGGAUGACUGCUCUUUCAUCGAGCACAUUUUGCCAAAUGGAUACAGCCUAUAUACAUCUGAGAAGCACAAGGCAGUUGUGAGCCUCAGUGGAACUAAACAACGGUUUUAUUCCCAAGGGAAGAACAUUCCCCCUUUAUCCCAGUUCUUACCUAUGGUCAGCACUAUCUCCGAUAUUGAUCUUGAAGCUGGAGACCAGUCCUCCGUAGCAGAAUCAAGAUUUCCAUCUUAUCCAGAAACUGACAGUAUGGAUCCUUUUGCAGACAGCUCUAGAAUUUAUAUUCCGAGCCCCAGCUUCCACAAGAGAUCACUUAGCAGUUAAAGAACUUUCUUCAAAGGUGAUGCCAUUGUGUUUUCUAUGUUUACAACAACAGCUUAAUUGAUUGCAUCCCACCAUCUGAAUAAUAAGGGAAUUAAUACAAGCUUUCUCAGUCAUGUGGGUGAGAAAAACAAACAAAAAAAUCUUUUUUUUUUCCACCGUCUUGUCCAUUCAGAGUGGAUACUUGAAAAUGCUGAUUGUAAUUUUUGUUUAGCUGUAGCACUUGUUUAUCAAAGAAAUAUUUAUAAAUAAUUUAUUUAAUUUAAACAUAUAUUUUUAUACAAAAUAUUUAUUUUUACAUUUUUUGACAUGUUACGGAUUAUUUACUGAAGUAUGACUUGUAAAUGUUUUCUAUUAAUCACUGUAUUCAUGUUGAGUGCUUUUUUUAUCUAAUUAAAUGUUAGUUUUCAGUUCCAUGAAUCACAAAUAAACAAGUCUGAAUUAAAAAUGUGUUUAUUCAAAAUUAGAUGUUGCAUGUGCUAAAGUACUUAUCCACUCUUGAGUCUCUUAAUUUUUGUGAAAAGUGCAAAUUAUAAUACAGUAUAAAGCAGUUAGACCUCUAUGUCUUUGUUAUAAAACUGUCUUUCUUGUCUCAAUAUACUCAAGAUGAUUACCAUUAAAUAAAUUACCAUAUGCAAAUGUAUAUUGUCACUUAUAAACCUUUGAUGAAAAAGAAAAAAAAAGAUAUAAAUAUUAAAGAGAACAUUUACUGUUUGUAAGGUGAUUCAAUUUCAAGUUGGCGUUCCCGCUGCAUAGAGUUUUCUUGUUCUCCUUAUGUUUUUGUUCACUUCCCCUCCAUAAGCCUGAAUUUGUCGAUAGCUCUAUAACAGUGUAGUUGUUCUCCAUUUUUUGAGAAUUAGUUACAGUUACAGUGAACAUAAUGUAUUUAAUCUGAGCAGUUAUGGUGAAAGAGUUGACAUUUUAAAAAUAACUUUAUAAAAACAGUAUUUUAUUAAAUAAAUUAAAAUAAAUUAGACACAAAAGCAAAAAUUCACUGGAUGCUGCAUCCACAGAUUUAUAUUUGAUCUGAAAUCAAAUCCACAUUACAACAACAACAUUUAUUUAUAUAGCACAUUUUCAUACAAAAAAGUAGCUCAAAGUGCUUUACAUAAUGAAGAAAAGAAAAAUAAAAGACAAAGUAAGAAAUUAAAAUAAGACAACAUUAGUUAACAUAGAAUAAGAGUAAGGUCCGAUGGCCAGGGAGGACAGAAAAAACAAAAAAAAAAAAACUCCAGACGGCUGGAGGAAAA